AUGACACAGCACAGCACCAACGGCCUGACAGUAGGCGGUGGCAGCAACACCAAUGGCGGCGGCGGUGGUGGUGGCGGCGGCGACGACGGUCUCCAGGCGGGCCGUGCACGUGUGGGAAACGGCAGCACAGAGGAUCUUAAGAUCGAGGUCGCGUGGACGCGCAUGACGCCCGACAUGUGCGACAACAUUUGCCGCACCAUUCUUGACCGCGAGGCGGAGGUGCCGGUGCGGGUGGUGGAUCUCAUCGACAACCAACUGGGCCCUGAGCAGACACAGAAAAUUGCGUCGGUGCUCGAGUCUUCCGCCGUGCGUGACGUGCUGCUGCGGUACAAUGACAUAGGCAAGGAGGGAUGCAACGCGCUGGCGAGUGUUGUGAACGUCUCCACGAAACUACAGCUGCUUGAUAUUCGCGGUAACGGCCUCUCCGCGGGGUGUGUGCGCAAUCUGAUAAAGUCCAUCUCCAUGUCCACGGCACUGACGCGGCUGGGGCUUAGCUCAAACAAGAUUGGCGAGGAGGGCGCAGCUCUGCUGUACAAAGGGCUCGAGAAGAAUGCAUACCUCACGGCACUCGACGUCUCGCUCAACGAGAUUGGUCCAAAGGGCGCUGUGAGCAUCGCGAAACUACUCGCACUCCCCGCAUCACCGCUGAAGAGCCUGCUGGUGUACGGAAAUCACCUUGGAUGCGCCGGUGUCGUGGCGAUUGCGGGGGCGAUGCGGCAGAACCGGUGCCUGACGGAGUUAACACUCGGCAACAACAAUGCCACCGACGCGGCCACCGCAGAGCUGGCUGAUAUGCUGCGUGAAAACGCCACACUGGAGUACUUGGACCUUCGCCUCAACACCCUUACCGCGGUGGGCGUGCGCAACCUCGCACGUGAUGGUCUGGCACACAAUACCUUCCUGCUGUCGCUCUGCCUAUCGGGCAACCCGAUCGGCAGCGUUGGUGGCGACGAGAUCGCCAAGACGCUUAUCAUGCACCAGAACGGCGGUCUUACUCGGCUCGAUCUCAGUUCCUGUGAACUUGGGCCCACGGGUUGUAUGCGCAUCGCCAACCUUAUCUCCGCGACCACCACACUCAACGAGGUGAACCUGAGUGACAAUAAGCUCGAUGACGAGGCUGCUGUCGUUCUCUCGAGGAGUAUUGUCAACAGUAUCUCCAUCUCGAUGUUGGACCUGUCCUCCAACGAUAUUGGGGAAUGGGGGGCAAGUAAUCUGAUCGACGCAACACAGCUUAACUCCCGCAUGUCGUCACUGGUCCUCCAGGGGAACAACAUCAACCGUGUGGUGCAGAAGAAAAUUGAUACACUGCUUGAUGAACGCCUCUCCCGUAACCGUGUUCAGCAUCAGCAGGCCACUCUCCACUAUCAACAGCAGGUGAUAAAACAAAUUGCAUGA
Trypanosoma grayi is the source of this 1395-nucleotide messenger RNA. Its product is annotated as putative leucine-rich repeat protein (LRRP). Lineage: Eukaryota; Euglenozoa; Kinetoplastea; Trypanosomatida; Trypanosomatidae. The transcript has a single exon. The record is from RefSeq and is a predicted model, not a curated record. The coding region runs from base 1 to 1395 and encodes 464 amino acids. Gene Ontology annotation, cellular component: cytosol; nucleus; perinuclear region of cytoplasm. Gene Ontology annotation, molecular function: small GTPase binding; GTPase activator activity. Gene Ontology annotation, biological process: nucleocytoplasmic transport; activation of GTPase activity.